AUGGGCAAGGAAAUCGCCCUCAAAUAUUUUGACAACCAAUCCACCCGAAACCCUACCCCUUCCAUCUCAGGCUUCUAUUUCUACUCCAACGGCCGACUCAGCUCCGUCUCCCUUCACGGCCGCCGGAACCUCCCGUCUCUCUCCUUCCUCGAUGGCCUUGAAGGUAAACACUUCCCAGCCACGAUUCAACAUUCCUGCAACGGCUUACUGUUGUUCCACACUCGCUACGUAGAUCGUAAUGGUUACUUAUUACCAUUGUACAUUGUUUGUAAUCCGACCACGAACAAACACACAGUGCUUCCUAAAACUGGAUUUUCGUCUCGAUUGGCUUGUCGCCGCCGCGGUCCUUACUUGGCUUUUGAUCCUUCGAAAUCGCCUCACUACAAAGUUGUCGUGGUCAGUCUCUACCAUACGCAGUCUUUCGAGAUUGAUGUCUACAAUUCGGAGACUAGGAAUUGGAAAAAUAUCGAAAUCGAUGUCCGCAGUUUGGGAACUCGGAAUUGGAUAAAUAUUUUUUUCCCGGGAAAGACUUCUUGCGGUCGUGGUGUCUUUUGGAAUGGAGCAAUCCAUUGGUUGAGUAGUAACAAUAGUGUGUUGAAGUUUGACAUCGAUGCCGAGAAGAUGCUAACAUUUCCACUUCCUCAAAGGCCUACUCUUUUACCUCAAAACAAUAUAAGCUAUUUAGGAGAAUGUGGUGGCGGUUUGAUUUUAGUUCAGACAAAUUUACUCUCAAUUGAGAUAUGCCGAAUCCUAGAGUUGGAAGGCGACAACAUCCAUUGGAUUGAGAACUACCGAGUCGAUCUUAGAGCUUUUCAACUUAUUACUGACGCCUUAGUGUUGUGA
Molecule: messenger RNA, 843 nt
Organism: Rhododendron vialii
Lineage: Eukaryota; Viridiplantae; Streptophyta; Magnoliopsida; Ericales; Ericaceae
Product: F-box protein At5g07610-like
Exons: 1
Coding region: 1-843 (280 amino acids)
Source: RefSeq, a predicted model, not a curated record